GUGGUGUUCGCUGGAUCAGGAUCACUUAAACCGCCAUCGCAAGCCUUCAAUAAUCCACUAGUGCUGUCUGUUCAAAUUUCUGAGUAUGGAAACUUCUCCGAAUAUUGCAGACAAGAAGUCACUCAAGUCUCAGUUGUCCAUCGAGUUCGACCGGUACGACGUCGUGUCAGACGACGACAGCCAUUUGUUUUCACCCCUUCUGGAACAAUAUGUGAAGGAUGGAAGGAGUCAAACAUUCCUCGAAAUGUAUCUGAUCCUUUCAACGCUUUUGUAGAGAUGGUUGAUGAAAGCAAGAAGAAAUACGAGAGCACAGUUUAUUACUCUGCCAAAGAGGAGCUCGUCAUCGUAAGCGGUGAGAAGAAGGAUGGUUUAGUGCCAUUUAUCAAUGAAACAAAUGUCCCCGAUGGUGUCUCCGUGAUCCACGAUUUUACAAAAGGAUACGAGUACUCAUUGGGCUCCUCACCUUGUUUGCGCCCCCUACCAAAUGACACAGCAGACGUCAUUUCUUCUGAAGGAACACUUUCUAUGCGCCCUCUUGGUGAUAUCCUGAUUGCACCAGAUUUGAAGUUUGGAAACUAUGGACAGCUAACGGAUGGUCGCCCAACGUUGAGUUCAUAUUCGCGAUACUCUCAGACGUCAUCCACUAGGGUUUCCCAUUAUCAACAACCGAUUCGUGCCUGUUUCAUACAAUCGUCACAAAAGCAAAGCGAUAACAAUACUUUCAUAUUGGAAGUGAAAUCAAAAUCGGUGAAGGAUGUUUACUCUCAGGGAUAUGAAAGAGUUUCAUUUGCUCUGGCAAACGCUUUGUCUCAGAUAGCUCCCAUAAACCCAUAUCGUCUACGUGUGUUUUACGAUUCUGGACCCGACAAUUCACUCAGGGUGUUCUUUUCACUUGAUGAAAAAGCUGAUGUGAAGCCUUCUACUGUGCCGAAAUACAACUUUCACGGUAUGCUUAUCAAUUUGGCUUCUUCGGACAAGAUU
Ostertagia ostertagi is the source of this 981-nucleotide messenger RNA. The record is from the annotation of a GenBank genome assembly. NCBI's taxonomy places the organism in Eukaryota, Metazoa, Nematoda, Chromadorea, Rhabditida, Trichostrongylidae.